AUGAGGGCUCUCGCUGUCAGGAUGGAAAAGUCUGCAGUCACCGAAUCACCUUCUUUUUUUUUUGUCGUAUUCAUCAUCAUCAUCGUCAUCAUCAUCUUCUUUUUUUUCUUCUUCUUCUUUCAUUGUACCUAUUCUUCAUCGUCGUCUCUUUCGUCAUUUUCUUCUUCUUCUUCUUCUUCUUCUUCUUCUUCUUCUUCUUCUUCUUCUUUUUUUCUUCUUUUUUUUUGUCACCUAUUCCUCCUCAUCAUCUUCAUCAUCUCUUCUCUUUUCCUCCUCCUCCUUUUCUACUUAUUCUUCAUUCGUCUCCUCUCUUCCACCUCCUCCUCAUUAUUAUUCUUCUUCUUAUUCUUCUUCUCUCUUCUCCUCCUCCUUCGUCUGCUUUUCUUAUUAUCCUUCUCAUCUUCCUCCUUUUCUUCUUCUCCUCCCAUUCUUUAUUUAAUUGUUAAUCUUCUUCUUCAUCGUCGUCUCUUUCGUCAUUUUCUUCUUCUUCUUCUUCUUCUUCUUCUUCUUCUUCUUCUUCUUCUUCUUCUUCUAGUCACCUUCUUUUUUUUUUGUCGUAUUCAUCAUCAUCAUCGUCAUCAUCAUCUUCUUUUUUUCUUCUUCUUCUUUCAUUGUACCUAUUCUUCAUCGUCGUCUCUUUCGUCAUUUUCUUCUUCUUCUUCUUCUUCUUCUUCUUCUUCUUCUUCUUCUUCACCGCCUUUCAUUGUACCUCUUCUUUAUUGUCGUCUCUUUCGUCAUCUUCUUCUUCUUCCUCUUUUUCUUCUUCUUCUUCUUCUUCUUCUUCUACUUCUUAUUCUUGUCCUCUUCUGUUCCCUCGUCGUCAUCGUCUUCUCCUCCUCCAUUCUCUCCCAAUUUCCUCGUCCACGACUCCUUUUUCGUCCACAAUUCAUCGGUCGAACUCACCAUUUCUCAACAUUUCUUAUCAAUACUCUUUUUAUCUUUCUAUUUCACAUUCUUUCGCAUUUUCUUUCGCUCGUUCCAGUUUCUCGUUAUUGCUAUCAUCGGCGCCUCUUUACUGCACUUCUUCUCUUAACGACUGAUCUUCCCUUAUCUUUGCAGCUGGUAUUAUUUAUCUAUCACCGUCUCAUUUCUCUUGUUGAUAAUCACAUUAGAAGGAUGAGAUUUUCUCCAUAUGUUCUCCGUCCUUCUUUACUGUCAAUCAUCGAGCCUCGCCUCCUCCUAUCUAUCUAUCUAUCUAUCUAUCUAUCUAUCUAUCUAUCUAUCUAUCUAUCUAUGUCUCUGUUCAUCUAUCUAUCUAUCUAUCUAUCUAUCUAG
Messenger RNA from Acanthosepion pharaonis, 1275 nucleotides. NCBI's taxonomy places the organism in Eukaryota, Metazoa, Mollusca, Cephalopoda, Sepiida, Sepiidae. The record is from the annotation of a GenBank genome assembly.